This is a messenger RNA of Eimeria mitis, 981 nucleotides long. RefSeq lists its product as uncharacterized. The record is from RefSeq and is a predicted model, not a curated record. NCBI's taxonomy places the organism in Eukaryota, Apicomplexa, Conoidasida, Eucoccidiorida, Eimeriidae. The transcript is spliced from 4 exons. The coding region runs from base 1 to 981 and encodes 326 amino acids.
AUGAGGCAUCCAUUUUCUCUUUUUUGUUUUUUUUAUUUGCUGCAGCUUGCAGUAUCUCGUUUGUUUUCAGCAGCAGCAGCAGCAGCAGCAGCAGAAGCAGCAGCAGCAGCAGCAGCAGCAGCAGCAGCAGCAGAACCAGAAACUCAUGCGGGGGAUGUCAGUGCUGAGGGGGCCCCUACUACUCUUGAUGGGGGUUUAGGGUUUUAUACAGGGGGGCCCCCCCCUGCUGCUGCUCGGUUUGCUGCUGCUGAGCUUGCUGCUGAUGAGGCAGCAGCAGCAGCAGCAGCUGCUGCUGCUGCCGGGUUUUAUACAGGGGGGCCCCCCCCUGCUGCUGCUCGGUUUGCUGCUGCUGAGCUUGCUGCUGAUGAAGCAGCAGCAGCAGCAGCAGCUGCUGCUGCUGCUGAAGAAGCAGCAGCAUUUGAGGCAGCAGCAGCAGAAGAAGCAGCAGCAGCAGCAGAAGCAGCAGCAGCAGCUAAAGCAGCAGCAGCAGCUAAGGCAGCAGCAGCAGCAAAAGCAGCAGCAGCAGCUAGAGCAGCAGCAGCAGCUGGUGCUCCUAGUGCUGCUGCUAGUAUUGCUGCUGCAUCAGCAGCAGCAAUAGCUGCUGCUCCUGCUGCAGUUGACAUUCCUGCUGCUGAAGAAGCAGCAGUAGUUGAAGCAGCAGCAGCAGCAAAAGCAGCAGCAGCAGCAGAAGCAGCAGCAGUAGCAAAAGCAGCAGCAGCAGCAGAAGCAGCAGCAGCAGCAGAAGAAGCAGAAUCAGCAGCAGCAGCAGUAGCAAAAGCAGCAGCAGCAGCAGAAGCAGCAGCAGCAGCAGAAGAAGCAGAAUCAGCAGCGGCAGCAGAAGCAGACGCAGCAGCUGAAGUAGCACACGAAGCUGAAGCAGCAGCAGCAGCAGCAGCAGCAGCAGCAGCAGCAGAAGCAGCAGGAUCACCCUCUGCACAGGAGAAAAAAAAGCAGCAGCAAGAGCUCGCAGCACCCGCAUAG